GAGCGUUUUGGGAGUGCGAGAGGAUGGCGUGGGGUGUGCGAUCGUCGGACGAAUCUGGGCUUGUGCAGCAAGCAUGAGCAUGCCGGGGACAAAUAUGGAUGGGAAUGCGCAGCAAAGAGAGACGCAAUCGUCGUCUUCGUCGUCGUCGUCGUCGUGGGUGGACCGUCGUAAAGGGGGGAUUACUACUGGGGAAGCUGAAAAGAGGCAGAGGAAGCAGUGGGAGUGGGAUGAAAGGCGGCGGCAGGAGGAGGAGGUAAAGGCGCGGAGCGUCGAUGCGAGGUCGACGCUUGGAGGAGGCGAUGUGGACAGGAUGAGCGGAGAUGAAGAGAAAUGUUGGAGAAGCUUGACCAGACUGCUGUGUACUCGACGAGCUAUCCUUUUGCUCUCCAACAAGACCAUCACCACUCGAGCGCAUGAGAACCUCUUGGAUCUGGCGUUGGAGCACAUUAUCCUGCUCGCCCAUCCGCUCAAAGCAGCUGCGGAGUGGAAGGGUCCGGACGGCGCGGAUGGCGCGUACUUGAAAGAGAUGAGAGGCGGCGGCACGGUGGGGAAGGAUGGACAUGAGGAUGGCGGUGGGAAUGGCAGUGUGGAAUUUGUGAGCUUGUCGGGCUUGAGAGGAAGUUGGCUUCGGACGAUGAAGCCGGUUGCGGGGGGGCCGCUUCGCCCCACGAACAGCUUGGAAGUGCGCUCCUUUUUAAACAAGGAGGACUCGCCUUGGAUCAGAGGGAUUUUGCACGGGGAUGAGAUGGAAGCUUUCGUGGCCAAUUUGCCUCCUCUACCCACCGCGUGCACUUCUGCGCCGACUUAUCCUCGCUUUGCGCUGCAAGGCGCUCCAAAAUCUCUCGGCUUACGCCUUGCUGCUACCUCCUCAGAAGCGCAAGGCGGAGCCAUGGGUCCGGAUGAGGAGACUGCAGGAUCUCCGACGAGCGUCGUUGGGUUCGACACUUCACUGCGCACAAAGGAGAGUAGGACUUUGGCGCCCAUGUCGAGCUUGUUCAAGAAUAGAUUGGAUGCCAGCUUCGUGGAGCAUGAUGCGAAGGAUGGGCGGCUAGAGUCGGGAGGAUCGAGAGAGAACUCUUUGGCCAACACUCUUGCGGCGCCCUCGCCCUUUUUGACGCCUACGACCAGACCGAGGAGCGCCACCUCCAGCUCUCGCACCAGCUCCAGCUCCAGCUCGCCAGCCUUGAUCCUCUCAGCGCCAUGCAAGGAUGAAGACGCCUCAUUGACACGCGACGAGAAAGAGUGCACCGUGCAUGUUGCGCUCCUGCAGGAAGAAGACGCGCUGGACUUUGGCAGGAAAAGCGUGCUCGCAACGCUAGGUGCGGAUAUGAGACGACGGCUGAGCGAUGAGCUUUCGCGCUGCGAGCCUGUCGACGCAUCGAGCAGCAGCAGCAGCAGCAGCAGCAGCAGCAUUUUGCCGCUCUUGGACAGGGAAAUCGUAGAGGUGGUGGUCAGCUUUGCGGCCAUCUUUUUGCCACCGACGACAUCUUCGUCCGCAUCUGAGCAGCUCGGGACGCCCCUCCAGCCUUCCGUUGCAUCCCAUCCAUCUCAACCCGAGGAAUUGGGAGAGUCGUUCCAGGAUCUUUGGGAAAGCUUGACAGGGCAGAUUGAUGGCAUGAUCAUCGCGAGGGGCCAGACGCACCUGUGCACGAACGAGGAGGCGCAGAGGUUGGAGGUGCAAAGGCUUUUGGAUGAGGUGGAACAUGCGCUGUGUGUGGAGGUGUACGAUCGCAUCUUUUGCCCCAUCCAUUCGGCUGAUGAGGCGCAGAACGCUUCUUUGAAACAACGCAUCGCUGCGCUGAAUGUGUUGGGCAUGAAUCUGGCGCAUUUAGGAUUGGACGUACGCGAAGAUGCGAGCUUUGAAAGGCACAAAGGUCAGGCUGUGCGCGAUGCGCUACACGACCUGACCAAGAGGUGUGGGGCAGUGCUUUGCACCCUCAACGAUAUCAGCUGCAGAGCGCCAAAGAAAAAGUUGGACGUACUCCUUGCUGCUCAUAGAUUGCUUGUGGAAGGUCUUGAAGACUUGCCGCGCUUUCGACUAAAAGAAGAUGCGGAUGCGGACGUGGUCGAUGGAGCAAAAGCCGAGAUGAUCGACGCGAAGACUUUGCAAGGAGAGAUCCAGGAGCCCGCCACGCUCCAGACCAAAGACGAACUGGGGCAAGCCGCAGAUGCGCGAAAUCGACCGUCGACAUCGAGCACGGAUCUGAUCCUUCCGUUGCUCAUCCAUUCGAUCAUCAGCACCUCGCCUCCGCAACUCGCCGCUCACUUGCUCUACGUAGAGAGGUUCAGACCGGCCUCGCUCAUUCGUGGCGAGAGCAGCUACUGCCUCGUCAAUAUGCAAGCUGCAGUCACAUUCUUGCAAAAUGUGCAGCCUGAAACGUUGGGUUUGCAAGGUGCAGAUUUGAUCGCCUUUCCAAAGCCGAACACUUCUCUGUCGAACGGCGGUGCAGCACAAACUGCGAGUGCGAGAGUGCUGAGCAGCCCAUCAGCUGCUACGCCCAUGCCCAUGCGCUUUAGAGGUCGCGUAGCACAGGAGAUCGGAGAGCUAGCUGGCAUGUCCAAUCGGGUCAUUACUGGAGUGAUGGGCAGUAGCAUCUCUGCAUUUGGCCGAAUGAUGGGCUCUAGCCCUGCGAGCGCACAGCAAUCGCCACUUGCGCUCCUCUCGCAGUCGCAAAGCGAUGCGCGCGCAAACGUUCAAGAUGCCUCGCACGCUUUCACCACUCGCCAGCCAUCGAGUGGCCUGACCAACUCGCUGAGAAGUUUCGCACGCGUGCACGACGGUUCGAAUCGAGGCGCAGGUAGCGCAGCGGCCGCUUCUUUGCAGAGCGUCAAGGAUGCUUGGACAGGCAGCGCGGGCUCGGGUGGGAGCGAUUAUGGUCGCGAUGCGUUCGCAAUGCCUUCUCAUUCGGAUGCGAGAGCUGUUCAGCCUGACGUGGCUAGCAGCAGCAGCUUCUCGCCUCCACUUGCACACCCCGCUUCUUCUUCUCCUGCCAAUGGCAUCAACCUGCAAGCUGGAGAUCGCAUGUCCUUUGGACAUCGACUGGCCUCUAUACCUGUGCUCAACAGACUUGGACUGGGCUCUUCGCCCUCGUUGAGCAGCGUCGCGCUCCCCUCGUCUUCUCAGCAGAGCACAUCACCCAUCAAAACAACUCGAGAAUUGCCUGGUCCGCCACCGCCCGAUAAAUUCGCCAAAAGGCAGGGGAAGAGCAAGAGUUUGGCGACAGAGCUGUCCAACUCUGCCCUUGCUGCGCCCGCCCAACGCGCAUCUGGGCCUCCUAUUAACCGAUCUGGCAGUCCAGAGCCGUACGGCUCAAAGAUACCUGCCUCACUCCAGUCCCCUUAUCCUCCGCUGUCUCGACCUCCAACGUCUUACAGACCGCUGCAUGUCGUGCUUGCGAGCACAGGCAGCGUGGCCAGCAUCAAGGUACCUUUGAUCGUGGAUGAGUUGCUCAAGCACGACAAUGUUCGGGUUCAGGUGGUCGCUACUUCGUCUUCGCUGCAUUUCUUCAAAGCGAGCGACAUCUUUCAUCUCAAUCGGGCGAGCGUACCGAGCGUGGACGACUCGAAAGAUGAAGGGAAGGAGGAGCUGGCAAAAAGCGAACGCUAUUCAGUACAAGACCUCGCGGCGGAAAAUCGGGCGGCUGUGCGCGGAACGAUGCCGGCAGAUGCAGAUCAACCACGAGCGCACGUUUGGACGGACGUGGACGAGUGGGAUCAAUGGAAGCGCGUCGGUGACCCCAUCCUGCACAUCGAGCUGAGGAGGUGGGCAGAUAUCGUGCUCGUCGCUCCUUGCAGCGCCAAUACUCUUGCGAAAAUCACAGCGGGCAUCUGCGACUCGUUACUGACCUCCUUUCUGAGAGCGCUCUCUCCGACAACCCCGACGGUGCUGUUUCCGGCAAUGAAUACGCUGAUGUACAUGCAUCCUCUGACGGCUCAUCAACUCGCCUUGGCAAGCACCACGCUCGGGUACGAAGUGGUGGGACCCAUCUCGAAGAUGCUAGCUUGCGGAGAUCUCGGUCAAGGAGCGAUGACGGAAUGGACGGAUAUUGUCCAGCUGGUUGUGCGACGCUUUGGCCUGACUAGAUCUCGCGCGGCCCUGCACGAAUAAAGACUGCUGCCUCGACUCUCACCCACUCGACUUCGACUUUUGGCCCCCUCCCCCGCGCCCCCGCCCGCCUUCUUCUAAAGCCUUGCAGCAGCAAGGCGGACACUGCUGCUCCUUCUCUUCUGUGCCCCAAACCAUUCUACCGCUCGAUGCCCCCUCUUGCGCACGCAAGUCGUCUCUUGCAGACCGAAUGCGCACCAACAUGGUGCCCUGUAAUUUAUCC
Ceraceosorus guamensis is the source of this 4328-nucleotide messenger RNA. RefSeq lists its product as hypothetical. Gene Ontology annotation, biological process: coenzyme A biosynthetic process. The transcript has 13 exons. NCBI's taxonomy places the organism in Eukaryota, Fungi, Basidiomycota, Exobasidiomycetes, Ceraceosorales, Ceraceosoraceae. Gene Ontology annotation, cellular component: phosphopantothenoylcysteine decarboxylase complex. The record is from RefSeq and is a predicted model, not a curated record. Gene Ontology annotation, molecular function: FMN binding; phosphopantothenoylcysteine decarboxylase activity. The coding region runs from base 95 to 4108 and encodes 1337 amino acids.